AGUAUAACGAGGUCAAUGAGAGCUCUACCAAAGACAAAGGAAAAGGAAAAAUGGUAUAUGAGGAAGACAAAAUAGAAACAGAAGAAGAGAGGCAGGUAAGAAACAGUUUUAAUGAGAAAGAAAAAGAAGAAACCAAAACAAUAGAAAGUAAUUUUAAAGAUCAAACAUACGAAAGAGCAAAGCAAGAGCAAGCUAAUUAUGAUCAAAACUGGAGAAAUGAAAGAUAUGAACAGCAUGCUCAA
Messenger RNA from Scutellospora calospora, 242 nucleotides. Lineage: Eukaryota; Fungi; Glomeromycota; Glomeromycetes; Diversisporales; Gigasporaceae. The record is from the annotation of a GenBank genome assembly.